Acomys russatus (golden spiny mouse) is the source of this 1721-nucleotide messenger RNA. It is a transcript of the gene Doc2b, whose product is annotated as double C2 domain beta. The coding region runs from base 162 to 1400 and encodes 412 amino acids. NCBI's taxonomy places the organism in Eukaryota, Metazoa, Chordata, Mammalia, Rodentia, Muridae. The transcript has 9 exons. Gene Ontology annotation, cellular component: membrane. The record is from RefSeq and is a predicted model, not a curated record.
GCACUGGCAGCCGCCAAGCAAGCAGCAGCGGCGUCAAGACCGUCCGGGAAACACGCCGGCGAUGCCCGCAGCACCCGCCGUACCCCGCGGGACCUGCUGAGUUGCCCACAGGCCGGGGUUACACCGGGCCGGAACGGGCCGCGCGCCGCGGCGCUGCCUGCAUGACCCUCCGGCGGCGUGGGGAGAAGGCGACCAUCAGUAUCCAGGAGCAUAUGGCCAUCGACGUGUGUCCCGGGCCCAUCCGGCCCAUCAAGCAGAUCUCCGACUACUUCCCCCGCUUUCCGCGGGGCCUGCCCCCCACCGCCGCGCCCCGCGCCACCGCACCCCCAGACGCCCCCGCGCACCCUCCUGCAGCCAGCGCCGGCCCCCGCAGCCCCUCCGACGGCGCCCGCGACGACGACGAGGAUGUGGACCAGCUCUUCGGAGCCUAUGGUGCCAGCCCAGGCCCCAGCCCGGGCCCUAGCCCGGUAAGGCCGCCCGCCAAGCCCCCCGAGGACGAGCCGGACGCCGACGGCUACGAGUCAGACGACUGCACUGCCCUGGGUACGCUGGACUUCAGCCUGCUCUACGACCAGGAGAGCAACGCACUGCACUGCACCAUCAGCAAGGCUAAGGGCCUGAAGCCAAUGGACCACAAUGGACUGGCUGAUCCCUACGUCAAGCUACACCUGCUGCCUGGAGCCAGCAAGGCAAACAAGCUCAGAACAAAAACCCUUCGCAACACCCUGAACCCCAUGUGGAACGAGACCCUCACUUAUUACGGGAUCACAGAUGAGGACAUGAUCCGAAAGACACUGAGGAUCUCCGUGUGUGAUGAGGACAAGUUCCGCCACAACGAGUUCAUCGGAGAGACCCGAGUGCCCCUGAAGAAGCUGAAACCCAACCACACUAAGACGUUCAGCAUCUGCCUGGAGAAGCAGCUGCCAGUGGACAAGGCGGAGGACAAGUCCCUGGAGGAGCGAGGUCGCAUCCUCAUCUCACUCAAGUACAGCUCACAGAGACAGGGUCUGCUGGUGGGCAUUGUGCGCUGCGCACACCUGGCUGCCAUGGAUGCCAACGGCUACUCGGACCCCUACGUGAAAACAUACCUGAAGCCAGAUGUAGACAAGAAAUCCAAGCAUAAGACGGCCGUGAAAAAAAAAACGCUAAACCCAGAGUUCAAUGAGGAGUUCUGUUACGAGAUCAAGCACGGAGACCUGGCCAAGAAGACCCUGGAGGUCACUGUCUGGGACUAUGACAUUGGGAAAUCCAACGACUUCAUCGGUGGAGUGGUUCUGGGCAUCAACGCCAAGGGAGAGCGCCUGAAGCACUGGUUUGACUGCCUGAAAAACAAGGACAAGAGGAUUGAGCGCUGGCACACGCUCACCAACGAGCUCCCAGGGGCUGUGCUCAGCGACUGACUGGCUGUCCUAUCUGCUGCCACCCACCCAUGCCACCCGGCUCACACAGGUCUCCAGCCCUGGGCUUUCUCAGCUGCCAACAAGGGCUAUGGCCCUCAAACGGGCAAGAUCCAGGUCGCCUGCUCGGACAUAGCUACUGCAGCCCCUGCUUGGAGGCCACGGAGCACCCGGGCCUCCUCUUCCUCCUCCGAAGGACAAGGAAGACACACAUUAAACCUGUUUCAGCCCCCUGGCGCCCAGGUGGACUGGAGCUGGGAGGAGUCAACCUCAGUUCCGCCCAGAGGAAGGGCUAUCUAGGGUGAGGACCUAUUGGAGGUGAGG